Messenger RNA from Penicillium samsonianum, 1260 nucleotides. RefSeq lists its product as uncharacterized. The coding region runs from base 1 to 1260 and encodes 419 amino acids. The transcript is spliced from 3 exons. The record is from RefSeq and is a predicted model, not a curated record. Lineage: Eukaryota; Fungi; Ascomycota; Eurotiomycetes; Eurotiales; Aspergillaceae.
AUGGAGCCAAAGCUCCCCCAAGGUCUUGUGGCUAUGUCAAGUGUGGCUCCUAGCGAGAUCUUGGAGCAGGAUACAUUAAGUAAUGGUGCUUACAAGAACCUUUGGCAAGCCUACUCGACCUCGUACCAAGCUAGCAAAGAUGAAACCGAACGUCGCCUAGAAUCUCUCUUCUGGAGGAUAUGGGCUUCUAAGCGACUCUCGAGCCACAUGAAUGCCUAUACCCUAGACCGUCUUAUCCUACGCAUCAAGGCACCGGCAGUAUUAGUCGGACAAAGGGUCACCGUUCCACCGUUGCCUGGGACUGGCGACAAAGAAGAAAAGCCCAUCAAUAAUAAUCAGCCAGGCUGUGCUAUCGGAGCCUGUUCUCUUUAUCCAAUAUUGAAAAAGCCGCUGCCUUCAGAGGUUGAAACAGCAACUCAGUUGCUCCUUGACACUCCCCUCGGCACAAAAAUAACACUCGACCCUUCCAACUCUCCCACCGCAGAGAUGGCUGCUGAGCCCACUCCCAACCCAGGUAACGUGGGCCACCAGCGUCGCAAGAAGACCACGGUGGAUGCCGAGUCUACUCAAGGUCCCAAGAAGACCUACCUUUCUACGACACGCAACGGACGAAGCCCACGCCGCCGCCCGGUCUUCAACCGCCGCAAGUCGUCGCAGACACCUAUCCCGAAGACCGCACCUUCCAUUCGCCGGCGCUCUGAGCCCACCACCAAGGCCGAUGGGGCUGACACUGUCUACGAAGACAGCUAUGUAGAGCUGGGUCUAUUGCAGCACCUCAGCUUCCGCGAUGAGGACGACCAGAUCGCGCGUGAUCUGGGACGUGAAAUUGCACCUGAGCCAAAGCCCGCCAAGCCGUUUGUUCCACUGUUCGACGACGAAUUCCUCGAUGAGCCUACCGCCAUCGAGGCCGCGAAAGCAGCACCAAAGACGUCUCCUGUUCCUUUUCCGCGAGCUUCUUCCCUCCGGCACCCGAUGUUGAGCCCUGAAGACUUCUGCAAGAUCACCCCGUCGUUUGGCGUUAUGGAAAGCCACCUUGACAUGCCUGGUGGACCGCAGCUUGUUGCUCCUGAUGAUAUUGAGGGGGACUGGACGGAUAUCGAUGCUCUCGAUUCGACGCUUCCUGUCUUGCAGCCUUUCAAGAACUUGGUCUCGCACCAUGAGAAUGUUGAUCAAGACCUCCCAGAUGUACAGCCCACUGUUGUCCCCGUCGUCAAGGAGGCUUCGUUGCUGACAUCUGCGAUGAAGGGAGUGAAGUUGUGA